UAGGAAUGGGCAGUGGCUGUUCACAUUCAGCACACCUUUUCCAUUUGCUAAUAAGGUCCUGCCGGACUGGAAGGGAGUUGUCCCUGUCUGACUCUGGAGCGAGGAGCCACUGCGACAAUCCACGGGCACCAUGGAACUGCUUCAAGUGACCAUCCUUUGUCUUCUGUCCAGUCUUUGUAGCAGUGACGACGAGAUAGAUAAAACUACAGCCUCAACAGUAUUAACAUCAACAGCAAUUUCUGCAACAGAAACAUCUGUAUCAACACCAAUCCCAACGACAUCACCAAAUCUUGUUAUGAAAUCAACAAUCGGAACGUCUCCUAAAGGAACAACUGACAAGGAAUUAUUACAAACAUCUCCGCUGUCAACACUUUCUUCAUUAACCACUACAGUUAAAGGUGACGAAGCCACAACCAGUGGUGUGACGACGGAAGAGUUGACCACCACGAGUACACCAGUGACAGAUCUUCUACUUCCAAAUGCUGUUUCAACGUUCCAAAGUCCACAACACAAGACUGAAAAUCAGAGUUCAACCACUACAACAGGAGGACCAGUUAGCACUCCACAAACAGAUGCUUCAGUUUCCAAAACCAGUAUAUUACCCUCAACAUCAAUAACGAUUCCAGAAAACAUCUCAUCAUCUCAAGGCACCGAGAAUGCAAAGAAUGCAAGCCCUUCUUCAACCAGCCCCUCUCAUUCCAGUGUUAUUUUGCCGGUGGUUAUUGCACUGAUUGUAAUAACUCUUUCCGUAUUUAUUCUGGUGGGUUUAUAUCGAAUGUGCAGGAAGACAGACCCAGGCACACCAGAAAAUGGAAAUGACCAACCUCAGUCCGAUAAAGAGAGUGUGAAGCUUCUCACUGUUAAGACAAUUUCCCAUGAGUCUGGUGAGCGCCCUGCACAAGGAAAAACCAAAAACUGACAGCUUGAUGAAUCCUCCCCACACCUGGGCAGUGAGUAUGCUUAAUCUUCAGCUUCUAUGCUCCAGGAGUAGAAAGAGAGAAAGCCCCAUGGAAUGAACCCUGACUUCCAAUCCUGCUCGCCGACCUACACCAUCACCUGUCCCGACAAAGUGAUGUCCAGAUGACAUGCAAUAAUCUGAUAGAAUCAAAACAAUCCUGGGUCUCCCCUGUCCCCUGAGACAGGAGAAAGCACAUUUGUACAUUUUAUAGGAACAUUUGCAGGAGAACAAAUUUUAAGAAAGGUAUUUGUGAGCAGUUAACCUGACAGCCCAGACAUGAGGGUUCACUGGUGACAUGACCUUCCCUCGAGUUUCAAGUUUCCAGAACCGACAGUUUUUAUCCAUGGAGACUUUCCUACUUUCUUAGUGUUCUUCUAUGUUUGUAUUUAUUGUUUUCCACUAUGUUAAUGCAGGGAAAAUUAGCAAGUGUAUUAUUAAAUAUUAGAUAGA
This is a messenger RNA of Molossus molossus (Pallas's mastiff bat), 1408 nucleotides long. It is a transcript of the gene EMCN, whose product is annotated as endomucin. NCBI's taxonomy places the organism in Eukaryota, Metazoa, Chordata, Mammalia, Chiroptera, Molossidae. Bases 131 to 919 code for a protein of 262 amino acids. The record is from RefSeq and is a predicted model, not a curated record. The transcript has 12 exons.